AAGGGAGCGAACAGGAAAGAACAAGAAGAUGGCGGAGUAUUGUGUAACAGGCGGGACAGGAUUCAUCGGUGCUUAUUUGGUGAAGUCCUUGCUGGAGAAAGGUUGCUUCGUGCGCACCACGGUGCGAGACCCAGGGGAUGAGGAAAAGGUUGGUUUCCUGAGGAAAUUGGCGGGAGCCAAGGAGAGGCUGAAGAUCAUGAGAGCUGAUCUGACGGAGGAAGGAAGCUUCGACGACGCGAUUCGCGGCGUCGUAGGUGUUUUCCACGCCGCAUCUCCCGUUCUUGUCCCGUACGAUGAAAACAUUCAGGCAAAUCUGAUUGAUCCGUGCGUGAAGGGGACGUUGAAUGUUUUGAUAUCGUGUUCGAAAGCCGGCAGCGUGAAACGUGUGGUGCUCACCUCAUCCUGCUCUUCGAUACGGUACCGUUUUGACGUGCAGAAACAGCAGAUUACAUCCCUCGAUGAGUCGCACUGGAGCGAGCCGGAGUAUUGCAAGCGUUACAAUCUGUUCUACGCAUACGCAAAGACUGUGGCGGAAAAAGAAGCGUGGAGAGCAGCAAAAGAUACCGGGAUCGACAUGGUGGUGGUGAACCCAUCGUUCGUGGUUGGCCCCUUGCUUGCUCCACACCCCACCAGUACUCUGCUCUUGAUACUGGCUACAGUUAAAGGUUUGAGAGGUGAAUACCCGAACACCACAGUAGGGUUUGUGCACAUAGACGAUGUGGUUGCUGCUCACAUCUUAGCUAUGGAGGAAAGCAAAGCCUCAGGCAGGCUGAUAUGCUCUAGCUCGGUUGCUCAUUGGAGGCAGAUCCUUGACAUGCUGAUGGCCAAAUAUCCUUCCUAUCCUUUCGAAAACGUGUGUAGCAGUCAAGAAGGUGACAACUGUGCACAUAGCAUGGACACGAGCAAGAUACAACAGUUGGGGUUCCCGCCGUUCAAAUCCAUUCCUGAAAUGUUUGAUGAUUGUAUCAAGAGUUUCCAAGACAAAGGCUUUCUGUCAAGUUAAUUUCCAUUGUCCUCAUCAUAUAUAUAUAUCCCGGAGCUUGCUUUUCUUUUUACUUAUUCCAAU
Hibiscus syriacus is the source of this 1066-nucleotide messenger RNA. Its product is annotated as tetraketide alpha-pyrone reductase 2-like. Lineage: Eukaryota; Viridiplantae; Streptophyta; Magnoliopsida; Malvales; Malvaceae. The record is from RefSeq and is a predicted model, not a curated record. The transcript is spliced from 4 exons. The coding region runs from base 29 to 1003 and encodes 324 amino acids. Gene Ontology annotation, molecular function: oxidoreductase activity, acting on the CH-OH group of donors, NAD or NADP as acceptor.